UUCUUACUCUAUUCCUUUAAUUGGUAGAGAGAACAUCCAGGAAUAUGAAGGCAAGAUGGACGACAGGUACAAUUUAAGUCUGAGGGGCUGGGCAAGAACAGCUCCCAUACCAUGGUAAAGCCUGCCCACUGUGCCUCUGCGACUGUGCCUGCUCUGCAGUUGCGUGCAACAGAAUCACAUACUAAAGGCCGUCUUGUGGCCGGCUGCUUCAGUAUUUCGAGGCCCGUCUGCGUUUAGCGAGGGUCGGUGCUUUCUUCCUUUUCCCUGUCCCCGCUCGGCUGGGAAAGGAAGUUGCAGACAGGCAGGAGGGGUUCUGAGUGAUCGCUGGUACAGGGAGGGAAAACUUGUAGCUCAGCAUCCUUGGCUGCAACAGUUCUUUGUGUGCAGUCAUAAUGAUUCCAUGUCUUUUUAGGACGUCACGAAACAUAAAAAGAAAAUAUACCCUACACCGCCGCUGCCCACCUUCCCAACACAGCGAUCAGGAAGCGCUUCCGGCUUUCUGACCUCUCCAGGAGCAGCUAACUACUCUGGCAAGGUGGCCACUGCGCGUGCGCGUGCAACGCGUUUCUCCUUCCUCCCCACUGUAUCCGGUCCGGGCUCGCCUUGGUGGGUAGGAACCUCGGCUUUCAGAUCCCACGUCCUGGCAUCCGCAGUCGGGUUCCCACCCCGCCGGGACCCGCGCCUGCGCAGACAGUGGGCGUCAUCACCAUGGCAGCGCCCGCGGCGGGCCCGGAUACCGUUAUUGAUUGCAGGAUGCUGGAGUGAAAAUGUCCUGGACUAUUUCCUGAGAAAUCGCCAGAUCUCAACAGAAGACGGCGCGGAGAUCACCUGGUACCACGGUGCCAAUCACAGGGCGCGGAUGGAGGAGGCGCUGAGAAGGUUGUUACGGCAACGUGCCACGCCGAGACAGCCAUUUCUGCCACCUGUCACAGUGGACCAGGCCACGGAAACUGGGGUCAGGCUUCAUCGCUUCUCGUGAUUCUUCUGUGCCGCCCACAUGGUGGAAGCCGACGUGCUGCUCGGGAGCGCCGGCUCGGAGUGCGGCCAGCCCGUCAUGGCGCAUCCCCCGGACACCCACAGUGACAACUCGCUGCAGGCCUGGCUGGCCGCGCUCCUGCCCAGCACCAAAGGCAUCAAGCUGGACUUCAAGAGCCUGGAAGCGGUAGAGCCCGCCAUGGCCCUCUUGAAUGCGGUGAGAGGUCACCUGCAGCGCCCCGUGUGGAUUAACGCCGAUGUCCUCCCUGGUCCGAGUGGAAGCAGCACCGUCGUGGACGCAAAGCCCUUUAUAGACACCGUGACGUCCUUCUUUCCGGCAGUGACGCUGUCCUUGGGCUGGACGACAGAAUGGCAUCCAGAGAAAACCAACGAAGGGUACAGUUGGGCCAUGGUGAGAGAGAUGGAGUCCAUAUGCAGUGGGCUGAGUCAGCCUGUGACCUUUCCUGUCCGGGCGGUGCUGGUCAGACAGUCCUGUCCCCAGUUACUCUGGCUGCUUAAGAGAUCAGACAGGUACAGCCUGACCAUUUGGACUGGAAAGGACGAUAACUAUUCCACUGAAGAUUUACUUUACAUUAGGGACUAUUUUGAUAAAAAGAAAGUUUUCUAUGACAUUUUGGAACCGCAAAACCGUGAAUUUAAACAAGCCAUUGGAAUCACAGUUAAUCUCUAAGAAGAUUGAUUCCUUUUUUUUUUUCUUUUUUGUCCCGGGAAUUGAACUCAUGACCUCACGCUUGCCAGGCAGGCGCUGUGCCACUGAGCUAAAUCCCUGGCCAAAGAAGAUUCUUCUGAAUUAUUUCCUGCUUUGGUUUCAUACUCCCUCUCUGCUUUGACCUGAAUUAAUUGAUCAUUGGUUUAUGCUCAGUUCAUCCAGUGAGGAAAUGCGCGUUGCGCACUUCCUGUUAGAUACCAGCCCUCCUAAGACUGUGCUUACCUAGAGGACCUGGGAGAAGGGUUUGCGGGGCUGAGGCAGGACGACGGAGGAGUGGUCUCCUCCCCAGUGGGGUUAGCGUCCUUUGUCCUGCCCAGGGUAGCCUGACCAAGGCUCCUCUGCUUUAUUGAAAUGGCCCAAGGUAUGAAAUUUCCUUGUUCUUAACAUGCCACUUUUCUCCCGUUGAAUAAAUUGGUUUUGUGUGGGGAGAUGAGCUUCAGUUCAGAAUUCA
Chinchilla lanigera (long-tailed chinchilla) is the source of this 2156-nucleotide messenger RNA. RefSeq names its product family with sequence similarity 151, member B (gene Fam151b). Bases 998 to 1666 code for a protein of 222 amino acids. The record is from RefSeq and is a predicted model, not a curated record. The transcript has 7 exons. NCBI's taxonomy places the organism in Eukaryota, Metazoa, Chordata, Mammalia, Rodentia, Chinchillidae.